GGAAAAAGGUGACGGUGGCUGACGAGGUCCAAAGCUCCUUCGUUCCCUCUGUUUAUCGUUUCCCUCCUCCUCCGCGGGAGCUGAGCGCCAAACUCAAACUCAUCGGGACCGGCUCUUCUUUGCAGCCGGGACCGAAGGCCGGGCCUACUGGGCUUCUUCACCCUCCCGUCGGGGCAGCGGUCCGACAUGAGUCAAGUUCUGUUCCAGCAGCUUGUUCCCUUGCUAGUGAAAUGCAAAGACUGCGAGGAGAGGAGAGGGAGCGUUAGAGUGAGCAUUGAGCUGCAGUCCCUUUCGAAUCCAGUACACAGGAAGGAUUUAGUCAUCCGUCUGACUGAUGAUACAGAUCCGUUUUUUCUGUAUAACCUUGUUAUAUCUGAGGAAGAUUUUCAAAGUUUAAAAUUGCAGCAAGGUCUCCUGGUGGACUUCUUAGCUUUCCCACAGAAGUUUAUAGACCUCCUUCAGCAGUGUAUGCAAGAACACGCGAAAGAGACUCCAAGGUUCCUGCUGCAGCUUCUUUCUUCAGCCACUCUUUUGGAGAACUCACCGGUCCUUUUAAACGUAGUGGAGACAAAUCCUUUUAAGCAUCUUAUUCACCUGUCACUAAAGCUUUUACCUGGAAAUGAUGUAGAAAUAAAGAAAUUUCUAGCAGGAUGUUUGAAAUGUAGCAAGGAAGAAAAAUUAUCACUGACUAGAUCACUAGAUGAUGUUACCAGGCAACUGCACAUUACACAAGAGACGUUGUCGGAAAAAAUGCAAGAAUUAGAUAAGCUGCGGAGUGAAUGGGCCUCGCACACAGCAUCGCUGACGAAUAAGCACUCUCAGGAGUUAACAGCUGAGAAGGAGAAGGCCUUGCAGACCCAAGUUCAGUGCCAACAGCAGCACGAGCAACAGAAAAAGGAACUGGAAACCCUCCAUCAACGGAAUAUCCACCAGCUACAAAGCAGAUUGUCCGAGUUAGAGGCAGCUAAUAAAGAGCUCACCGAGAGGAAGUAUAAAGGAGACUCGACUGUCCGAGAGCUAAAGGCGAAGCUGGCUGGCGUGGAAGAGGAGCUGCAGCGGGCCAAGCAAGAGGUCCUUUCUCUGAGAAGAGAGAAUUGUACUCUGGAUACUGAAUGCCACGAGAAAGAAAAGCACAUCAACCAGCUACAAACAAAAGUGGCCGUUUUAGAACAGGAGAUCAAAGAUAAAGACCAGCUUGUUCUGAGAACAAAAGAAGCAUUCGAUACAAUCCAAGAGCAAAAGCAGGUGGCUUUAGAAGAAAAUGGUGAGAAAAAUCAGAUACAACUGGGAAAACUUGAAGCUACAAUAAAAUCAUUAUCAGCAGAACUUCUAAAGGCAAAUGAGAUCAUCAAGAAGUUACAAGGAGAUCUUAAAACUCUGAUGGGUAAAUUGAAACUGAAGAAUACAGUUACUAUUCAGCAAGAAAAACUAUUGGCUGAGAAAGAAGAAAUGCUACAAAAGGAGCGAAAGGAAUCACAGGACGCUGGGCAGUUUCUUCGUGCCAAAGAGCAAGAGGUAUGCAGAUUACAGGAACAAUUAGAAACUACAGUUCAGAAACUCGAAGAAAGUAAACAACUUUUGAAAAAUAAUGAAAAAUUAAUCACGUGGCUAAACAAAGAGCUAAAUGAAAAUCAGCUGGUAAGAAAACAGGACACAUUGGGAACCUCUGCCACCCCACAUUCUACUAGCAACAGCACCAUCAGAAGUGGGCUCUCUCCCAAUCUGAAUGUGGUUGAUAGACUAAAUUACCCAAGCUGUGGAAUUGGCUAUCCUGUCUCCUCUGCAUUGACAUUCCAGAAUGCUUUUCCUCAUGUAGUAGCUGCCAAAAACACCAGCCACCCUAUCUCUGGACCAAAGGUUCACUUUAACCUGCAGCUUACAAAACCAAGCGCUUCGAUAGAUGGGCAGCCGGGAGCCGCUGUUAACAGGCCUUGUUCAAAUGAUAAGGAAAAUGGUGAAACUUUAGGAUUGGAAUCCAAAUACUUGAAGAGAAGAGAAGCUAGCAUUCCUUUACGCGGACUUAGCCAGAAUCUGUUGAGUGACUCAGACCAUCAGAAAGACGGCAUGCUGGGAGCGUUCCAGCUAUCUUCCAAACCCACCGUUCUCCCCUCCUCGUCUUCAGCCUACUUCCCUGGGCAGUUACCAAGUAGUUAAUCCAACACCUUUUACUGCUCACCGACAGUUUAGGAAUUCAAGUGAUUUAACAGACUAUUGAUAACAAAAUCAAUUUUUUUCUGGUUCCUGUUAGGUCAUUUGGAUCCUUUAUAAUACUGCUGCCAUUUACAAAUUUAGGAAAUUGAUAAGGAUGCUGAGUAAAUGGUAUUUUUUUUUCUGUGAACAAAACAGAAUGUUUCAAAAAGUCACUGGAUUGUAUCAGAUUCUUACCAGUUGGUCUGCUUAGGGACACUUUAUCAAGAUACACCUGCAGGGAAUAUAAACUGAAGACUUGUGAUUCAUUCGAUCAUUUUUAUUGUAAAAAAAAAAAAAUCUUAAUCUGCCACCUGAGAGCUGGGAGAGCUUCCACCUGUGACCAUUGAGCCUUACAUUGACUUUACAUUCAGUUCUCAUACAACUUUCAAAGUUUUUUUUUUUUUUUUUUUUUUGAGACAGGGUCUAUUAUUAUGUAGUUCAAGCUGUCCUGGAACUGGCUAUGUAUGUAGACCAGGCUGGCCUCAAACCCAGAUCCACCUGCCUCUGUGUCCCAAGACCUAGGACUAAAGCUGUGUACCCACCAAGCCUGAGUUACACAAUAUAUUUGGUUUAUAAUUUCUCCUCCCAGAUGGUCUCCAGUUUCCUACCCACCCAAUUUUAUGUUCUUUCUCCCUUAAAAAAGAAAAUAAAAAUAACCAAUCAGUAAGAUAAAAAUAUCAAACCAGCCGGGCAGUGGUGGCGCACGCCUUUAAUCCCAGCACUCGGGAGGCAGAGGCAGGCGGAUUUCUGAGUUGGAGGCCAGCCUGGUCUACAGAGUGAGUUCCAGGACAGCCAGGGCUGUACAGAGAGACCCUGUCUCGAACCCCCUUCCCCCCCCCCAAAAAAAAAAUCAAACCCAAAACAGUGUAUUCGACCUUGUGCUAGUCAAGUCCUGGGUAUGGGCAUUUGGAGUUUGGUUGAUGUACCUAGUGACACUCUUAAGGAUUUUGAGUGAAAUUAAGUAUUCAUAGUGAGUAAAUCAUUUUCUCUGAAAUAAUUUUUAUAUAAAAAUCAUUGGGACAGUGUAUUUACAUGACUGAAGUGCUUUAGUCAUCUGGGCAUUCCAUAAAGAUCAUCAGUGUAAUAACACCAUAAAAGUUCAUGGGACUUUUUAUAAUAUUAAAAUUUGUCAUCAGUGUUAAUAAAGCAGGAGGAGAGUUAACUAUUGGAAAUUACAACUUCCUCACUAUUAAAAACUUCCAAGAACUAUUCCUUUGAAAUUAAGUAGUUUUAAAAAACAAAAUGAAACAAAAAACCAAAAACAACCCUCUAUAAUCUUAGAGGUCUAAUUUUGUUUUCUUGUUGACAACCACCCAAAGGAAAUUAAAAUUCCAAGACCCCAAAAAUCUUAUCUGUAAAAUGUUAACAAUCAUGUGAUAUUUUAAGUUUCAAGGGGCUGAAGAGAUGGCUUAGUGAUGAUCGGCACUAGCUACUCUUUUCAGAGGAUGUGGGUUCUAAUCCCAGCACCCACAUGACAGCUCACAAUUUUGUCACCCAGAGUGCAUCAGGCAUGCAUGUGGUUUCUAGGCAAAACAUUUAUACACAUUUUUUUUCAAGUACUUUACACUGUUGCAGACAUUUUGAGACAGUGACGUAGAAUCUUUAGCCUCACUUUCAGGAUGAUGGCUAUUGCUAGCUGUCUUCAACGAGGGCUGUUAUCACAGUUCAGUGAUGGGAAGAAUAUUGCUAUAACUACUUGAAAGCACUUAUUCUGGAAAGAAGUCUCUCUAUGCAGCACAGGACUGUUGUAAAUACUAUAGAAUAAACCUAAGAGCUAUGGCAGCCUUUGGAAAGGGAUACAAGACAUAUAUAGCUUUUUAGAAGAGAUACCCUCCCCUUACUAUUUAUAAACCUGUUUCCACGAUAGGACAGCUCAUUUCCACGCAGGGUGUUGGUGACCUGUCUCUGUGCUAAGUGUCCACACACACAGAUAGCGCCAACUCUCUGCUCUACCUCUUCUGCUUUUGUCUGAAAUUGUUUUGUGUUGUAUAACUGUACAUGUGUUAACCAUCAGAAUGUUGCUUUUUGCUAUUUCUGAAAGCUGUGACCUUUGUCAAUAAAGCACUGAGGCUUGAGCGUUUUAUAUGCAAGAAGCAUGUUUAGGAAAUAAAAGACUAACUGUGCUUAGGAAAUCAAGCAUUUCCGGUUGACCUACACACUUCGUUAUUUUUAUCUUCAGGCUUUUUGUUUUGUUUUUGGUGAGGUGAGGUGAGGGCAGCAAAUGGAUUGCAGAAGGUAAGUUAAGGUAAGAGGAUUUGUUACUGUAACAAAGCCUAAACCGGCCUUACAGGGAGGGACUCACAGAUCAAGACCUUUU
This is a messenger RNA of Mus musculus (house mouse), 4507 nucleotides long. It is a transcript of the gene Sass6, whose product is annotated as SAS-6 centriolar assembly protein. Gene Ontology annotation, biological process: positive regulation of G1/S transition of mitotic cell cycle; centrosome duplication; centriole replication. Bases 187 to 2154 code for a protein of 655 amino acids. Gene Ontology annotation, cellular component: cytoplasm; centrosome; centriole. The transcript is spliced from 17 exons. Lineage: Eukaryota; Metazoa; Chordata; Mammalia; Rodentia; Muridae. The record is from RefSeq and is a predicted model, not a curated record.